Ochlerotatus camptorhynchus is the source of this 1053-nucleotide messenger RNA. RefSeq lists its product as uncharacterized. NCBI's taxonomy places the organism in Eukaryota, Metazoa, Arthropoda, Insecta, Diptera, Culicidae. The coding region runs from base 113 to 982 and encodes 289 amino acids. The transcript is spliced from 2 exons. Gene Ontology annotation, biological process: regulation of exit from mitosis. The record is from RefSeq and is a predicted model, not a curated record. Gene Ontology annotation, cellular component: nucleus.
AGCAAACAUUGUUCCACCAACGCAACGGUUAUUCGAGGGAGAAAAUUAUUUAAUAUUUAAGUGAAGUAGAUACAUAUUUAAAAUUUAUUAAUAUUUGUUAAAGUGUCGCAAAAUGGGAACUAAAACUGCAACGGUGCUCGAUGUCCAGAUGAAUGUAGAUAUUAUUACGGGCGAGUCGUGUUCGAAAAUGUUGCAAACAAUCGUACAAACGCUAUUGUUCCAGAGAAGCCAAAUCCCAUUUUGCUAUCAGAUGUUCCGAGCUAUUGUGAACAAGAUAAAAGCCGAAAUGGCUGGAACGGAGGAAUCCAAAUGGGGAAAUUACCAGUUAGCUAAACAACGUGAAGUCGCUAUCAAAACCUUGGAAGAAUUACAAACCCUCUUCAAGGAACUUGCAGUCAUUGUAGAGAAUAGUAAGCAGAAUGUUCAAGCAAUGGUUUUGUUUGGAUCUACGGUGUAUACUGCUAAGGAAGCAUUUGUAAUCAAUCUUCCCAUGGCGGACGAGAAUCACUACGCUCAGCACCAUCGACAAGGGUUGGAGUCAGCUUUGAAACAGAUUACAAAGCAGAUUAUCCUGGCAGAAGAACUUUGUCCAUCGGGAAAGUUCAUUGGGCCUACCAAUACAUUUAUGCUGCUGGGACUAGUACCCAUGUGCCGAACGGAGCAGUCAAGGAUGUCUAGCGAGGUUAUUGAAUACAGGCCAAUCGAGAAUUACCAAUUACCCGCGAGCUGUCAAAAAUAUGUGAUCGAUGUUUCUGUCCGUGGAGUGUGUAACGAAAAACUGAUCUGCUGUAAGCGAAUGAAUGUUUUCAGUGAUUCUUUCCAAAGUAUGCAAAUAGAAGAAAUGAAGGAAGUUAUGAACGAUAAGAAACAACAAGAGGUACAUGAAAAUCCAGAAAACAUGUGGUACCAGAUAGGGAAAGGCAUUAAAGGGUACAAAGAUGUAUUGAUUAGGGGAAAGUCUAUUUGGAAUGAUGGAUUGUAAUGGUUAUUAUGUAUGCUUUGACUGAUGCAUUAAGUUAUUAAAUUAUGUAAGUAAAAUAUUUGAAUGAUAAA